Camelina sativa (false flax) is the source of this 4134-nucleotide messenger RNA. The record is from RefSeq and is a predicted model, not a curated record. NCBI's taxonomy places the organism in Eukaryota, Viridiplantae, Streptophyta, Magnoliopsida, Brassicales, Brassicaceae.
AUGGGGAGCACCUCGGCAGUUCGACGUCUCAAGGAAAUGCUUCGUGAACAUUUCCCAGAUUUUUUGUUCCUCCUGGAGACCAAAAACUCCAGUGAUCACGUUUUGGGUGUUAAGGAUUGGUUGGGAUAUGAUCAGGUUCAUAUCGUCGACCCGGUUGGCCUGAGUGGUGGAUUAGCAUUGUUUUGGAAGGAUUCAUACCAAGUGGAGGUGCUUGUAGCUGAUUCACGGAUCGUAGACACAAAAGUUACCAAGGGUUCAAUUUCCUUCUAUAUUACAUAUGUUUAUGGGGACCCUGUUCGUCAUUUGAGACCGCAGGUUCAUAUCGUCGACCCGGUUGGCCUGAGUGGUGGAUUAGCAUUGUUUUGGAAGGAUUCAUACCAAGUGGAGGUGCUUGUAGCUGAUUCACGGAUCGUAGACACAAAAGUUACCAAGGGUUCAAUUUCCUUCUAUAUUACAUAUGUUUAUGGGGACCCUGUUCGUCAUUUGAGACCGCAGGUUUGGGAGAGACUCACCAGAAUUGGGAUUCAGAGAGAUGAAGCAUGGAUGCUCACUGGAGACUUCAAUGAAAUUAUGGAUAAUUCUGAGAAGUUGGGCGGGCCGAGAAGACCGGAGAGUUCAUUUUAUCCCUUUCGAACAAUGGCAAGGAAUUGUAGGGUUAAAGAGACUCCGAGUUAUGGUUCAGACCAUCGACCUAUCAUUACUAGAUUGGUUGAUGCGGAUUCAUGUUUUAAAGGACGCUUCUGUUUUGAUAAGCGUUGGAUUAAUAAACCGGAUACAGAGAGGAUCAUCAAAGAGCAAUGGAGUGCUGCAAGUGGGGUUACAAAUAGGUCUGUUACAGAGUGUCUCUCUCAAUGCCGUAGAGCACUAUCAAGAUGGAAGAGAUCAAAUCCGGUUAAUUAUUUGACUCAAAUUCAGCUUCUGCGACGAGACCUGGAAACAGAAUCUACCAAAUUGCAACCAAAUUUCAGGCGUUUGCAGCAGAUCAAGUGGGCCUUAUCAGUGGCAUUUCGAGAAGAGGAAGUAUAUUGGAAACUUAAAAGCCGGGAAUCUUGGUUACAAGCAGGAGACAAGAAUACGGCGUACUUCCAUGGUAGUGUCAAGUACAAGAGACUGAAGAACCGACUGACAUUGUUGAUUGAUAGCAAUGGGGUAGAAUGUUUUGAAGAGGGGUCGAAGGGAACAAUUGCCGCAGAAUACUUUUCUGACCUUUUUCAAUCUUCGAACCCUACUAAUUUUGAGGAGUUACUGGAGGGGAUGGAAGAACGGGUAACAGAAGACAUGAAUAGGCGAUUGAUUGUGGACGUUUCAGCUCAGGAAAUAAGGCAAGCAGCGUUUAAUAUUAAAGGAGAUAGCGCUCCUGGGGCUGAUGGGUGGACUGGUGCAUUCUUUCGGAAGUAUUGGUCGACUGUAGGAACUGAUAUCAUUAAAGAGGUACAGGGUUUCUUCUCCACCGGGGUGUUGCCACAAGACUGGAACCACACUCAGCUUUGUCUCAUACCUAAGAAACCAAAUGCUAACCAAAUGUCAGACAUGAGACCGAUCAGCUUAUGUUCUGUGCUUUACAAGAUUGUGUCUAAGGUAAUAUGCACUCGGUUGACAAGAUGCUUGCCAUCAUUAGUGUCUGAAACACAAGGAGCGUUUGUAGCAGGGCGGUUGAUAUCUGAUAAUAUCCUUAUUGCACAUGAGGUUGUCCAUGCCCUGAAAACCCAUUCGAGUUUUAAUGAGGAUGUCAUUGCAGUGAAGACUGAUAUGUCAAAGGCCUAUGAUAGGGUGGAAUGGGACUUCUUGGAACACCUCCUUCUCAAAAUGGGGUUUCAUAAUCAAUGGGUGGGUUGGAUCAUGAGUUGUGUUCGAUCAGUUACCUUCUCGGUGCUCAUUAAUGGUGGUGACUAUGGUUAUAUCAAGCCAGGGCGUGGGAUACGACAAGGUGAUCCGUUAUCUCCUUUUCUUUUUAUCCUGUGCGCAGAAGCUCUGAUUCACUCGAUGUGUCGGAGUCAACAACAAGAUCGUUUGACAGGGUUCAGCUUUAAUGAAACAUGCCCAACUAUUCAGCAUUUAUUAUUCGCUGAUGAUAGCCUCUUCAUCUGUCGAGCCACAAAGGAGGAAUGUGAGGAACUUAUGCGUUGUCUCAAGUUAUAUGGGAAAGCCUCUGGUCAGGUGAUUAAUUUCACGAAGUCUGCAAUUACUUUUGGGAAGAAAACGAGUGAUGCGGUUAAACUUAUGGUUAAACAGACUUUGAAUAUUCAUGAGGAGGGUGGUUCCGGUUCUUAUUUGGGGUUGCCAGAAUGCUUUAGUGGCUCUAAACAAGCCCUCUUAGGCUUUAUUGGGGAGAAGCUACAGAACAGACUCCAAGGGUGGCAUGCCAAGUCAUUAUCCUUGGGUGGAAAGGAAGUAUUAUUGAAAGCAGUGGGAAUGGCCCUUCCGGUUUACGCCAUGUCAUGUUUCAGAUUGAGUAAAAAUCUAUGCCGGAAGCUGACCAGUGCAAUGUGUAAGUUUUGGUGGAGCAACUGUCAAGGGAAGCGGAAGAUUGCUUGGAUAGCCUGGAAAAAGUUGUGUAAAUCGAAGUCAGAAGGUGGACUGGGUUUUAAGGAUCUGGGGGACUUCAAUCAAGCUCUGCUGGCGAAGCAAGCAUGGCGGAUACUAAAUAAUCCAGGCUCCUUAGUCUCCAGGUUCUAUAAGAGCAGAUAUUUUAAACGCACAUCUUUCUUGGAGUGUGGCACAGGAUCAAGACCCUCUUACGCGUGGAGGAGCAUCCUUCAUGGUCGGGAGUUGCUAAAAUCUGGGCUUAUGAAGAGUAUUGGUGAUGGUUGUGACACCUUCGUCUGGAAGAAUAAAUGGCUCUUUGACAUACACCCUCGAGCUCCUUAUCGUCUCCAGACUUUCUUUGAAGUUGAUUUACGUGUGAAGGACCUGCGAGUACCAGAUCAGAUGUCAUGGGAUAUCGGGAAGGUGAAAGCCUUAUUUCCUCCAGAGGAUGCAAAACAAAUACUUUCUAUGCCCCUGAAGGCCGGACAUGCUGAUCAUUAUAUUUGGCCUUACAAUAAGUCUGGUUCGUAUUCAGUGAAGAGUGGCUAUUGGCUUUUACAAACGCUUCCUACUAUUUAUGAACCGAGCACUGAGUCGGAGACUAAGCAAAAGGAACUUAAAGCCAAGGUAUGGAAAGUAAAAACAGUUCCCAAAAUUAAAACUUUCUUGUGGCGAAUGCUAUCGGGUGCUCUAGCUGUCUCUGAGCGUUUAGCAUCCAGAGGAUGUGGUGGGGAUGUUUGUUGUUUGCGAUGUGGUUUUCAAUCUGAAACUAUUGGCCACAUGUUGUUUGAUUGUCCAGUUGCACGGCAAGCGUUUGCUUUGGCAAAUAUCCCUUCUCUGAAUGGAGGGUUUUAUAAUGAGGAUGUGGAGAAAAAUUGGGAACACUUACUGGUUGUUAUGCAGGAUGAGGCAGUUCCAAAUGCCAUAAGCUCUGUUAUUCCGUGGUUACUCUGGGGCAUUUGGAAGCACCGAAAUACUUUGCUUUUCCAAGGCAAACUGGGGGAUAUACGAGAUUUGGUAAGUAAGGCUCGCGAGGAUUGUUGUCAAUGGGAGGAAGCACAAGACAGGGUUGUGAGAACAGAUUCUGUGGGUCGUACAAGUUCUGGUUCUUUGGAGGUUAAAUGGUGUAAACCCAUCACGGGUUUUGUUAAAUGUAACCUUGGUAUUUCGUGGUGUAGCAAGAAUAGUUUGGCUGGUGGAGCUUGGAUUGCGAGAGAUGUGUAUGGUCAAGUCUUGUAUCAUGCGAGAGCAGCCUUACCAGUUUCUGCUUCACGGUUUGUAGUGACAUUACAUGGAAUCUUAUGGACGCUUGAAGCUUUAGCUAUUCUCCAGAUUCCGAACUUGGAAAUGGCGUUGGAUGAAGCCUCUGCUGUUGAGGCGAUCAAUAACCCUCUCACUUGGCCACGUUAUAGUCUUCUGUUGAGCAACAUUCAUGAGGUUCUCUUAAAAUUCUCAUCAUGGCGGAUCUAUUUAGUGGCGAGUACUGCAAACAAGGUGGCGAUGGCAAUAGCGAAAAGUGUUACAAGAGAUGGUCGGUUUCAGUCUUAUCUUUCACUUGGAGGGCCUUCUUGGCUUCAUGAUCAAGUGAGAGAUGAGGCUUCUUAUUAG